Acanthisitta chloris (rifleman) is the source of this 552-nucleotide messenger RNA. RefSeq names its product RAS-like, family 12 (gene RASL12). Lineage: Eukaryota; Metazoa; Chordata; Aves; Passeriformes; Acanthisittidae. The record is from RefSeq and is a predicted model, not a curated record. Gene Ontology annotation, molecular function: GTPase activity; GTP binding. The transcript has 5 exons. The annotation marks the transcript as partial.
AUGUCAUCGAUGUUCGGCAAACCGCGAGUGAGCAGCGAGCGGCCGCCCCAGAGCUCCCUGCCCGAGUGCAACGUGGCCAUCCUGGGGUGCCGAGGGGCUGGGAAGUCAGCUCUGACCGUGAAGUUUCUAACCAAGAGGUUCAUCAGCGAAUAUGAUCCAAACUUGGAGGACACCUACACCUCGGAGGAGCUGGUGGACCAGCAGCCUGUGCUGCUGAAGGUGAUGGACACUGCCGACCAGGACGGCCCCGGGAAGAACUGUGAGCGCUACCUGCGCUGGGCCAGUGCCUUCCUCGUCGUAUACAGCAUCGAUGACAGGAAGAGCUUUGAGGGCUGCCAGCGCUACCUCGAGGUCCUCGCCCUGCACGCACAGGGCUGCCAGCACCGCUGCCCCGUCCUCCUGCUGGGAAACAAGCUGGACAUGGAGCAGUACAGGCAGGUGCCCUCAGCUGAAGGGAUGUCCCUCGCCAGUAGGUUUGGGUGCCUCUUCCACGAGGUGUCGGCGUGCCAGGACUUCGUGGGGGUGCAGCACGUGUUCCACGAGGCCGUGCGG